Molecule: messenger RNA, 4910 nt
Organism: Panicum hallii
Lineage: Eukaryota; Viridiplantae; Streptophyta; Magnoliopsida; Poales; Poaceae
Product: starch synthase 3, chloroplastic/amyloplastic-like
Exons: 16
Coding region: 204-4673 (1489 amino acids)
Molecular function (GO): starch binding; alpha-1,4-glucan glucosyltransferase (UDP-glucose donor) activity
Source: RefSeq, a predicted model, not a curated record
UCAAAUUCAGUUUGAUUAAAAGGUGAGAGGGGAGGCCUCUUCAAUGCGUGUUGUGGUGUUCGCUUGCGCACUACGAAUUGAUUUUAGUAACCUACCUUGUGAGCGAGAGGGAGAAGAGAGAGAGAGAGGGAGGGGUUGAUAAGCCUUGGGAGGUGCAUCACUUGGUAGUAGUUCUUGCAGGGUUUAGGAGGUAGGUUUGGGCAAUGGAGAUGACUCUCCUACCCCAGAGCCCUCUCUAUUCUCGGAGCCGACCAACGCUCAUGCUCCGGCCAACCACCUUGGGCGGUGGCCCCGGUCAGCCUUUAUUGAGGACUAGCAGGUUUGCCGCAAGCAGGAUUAUUCGGUGCCCAGUAGCAAGUUCAGAUUUUCCUACUAGGAAAUCAAGGAAGAUGGUGUAUCCUAAGGUAAAAGUCGCUGCUUUUAGAGGCUAUGUUCCAAGACUCCCUGCUGAGUCAAGCACCAAGAAGAGUAUACACCAUGGUAGCGAUGAAGAAACUAUUGGUACAUUCAAUAGGCUGUUAAGUACUGAUACAGAAGAGUCAACAAGUAGUACAGAUUUAGACACUGCUGAAGUGGAUUUGCAGGAAGAUGCUUUGAGCAGUUCAGUUUCUGGGGAAGUGGAUGGGGCAGAAGAAGAUGCACUUGACAUGUUGGAGGUGGAAUUGUCAAGAAAUGAAUUGAUUAACAUAUCAUUAGGGGCAGAAGAAGCAGUAGAUGCUGCUGCGGUCGAAGAAGAUAGAUUUGACGUAGAUUUCACAGGAGUCCAAUUUGGCAGUGCUGCAGCUUGGGAAUUGGAUCCAGAAAAUGAAGAUAAGGCUGAAGAAGACAUGUUCGCGGCAGAUUCUUCAGAAGAAACCUCUGAGGUAGAUAAUGACCAAUGGCAAUAUCCAGCACUGCCGUCAACAUCCAUAGAGGACAAGGCCAAUAAUGAAACACAUGAACAUUUGGAGCCUGAGCCCAGGACAGUUGUCAGGGUCAAGGAACAGGACAAAUUAGUUUUCGGUAUCGAUGUGGGAUCAGCUUUUGAUACCCAUGAAGAAGACAAGCAAGUGGUAGACUGUGAUUGGCAAGAGCAAAAUAUUACCACUUUUGAUGAACAAGAACAAGACCAGUUUAUUAUUGGUUCUCGUAGACAAGACAACUCAAUUGUUGGUGUGCCCGAGCAAAUCCAAUCCGUUGUUGUUUACAGUAAACCAGACCAAUCUAUUGUUGCUUCUCAUAGAAAAGAUGAAUCAAUUGCUGCUGUGCCCGAGAAAAUACAAUCUGUUAUUGGUUAUAAGAAACCAGAUCAAUCAAUUGCUGGCGUGCCUGAGCAAACCAAAUCCAUUGUUGGUUACAGUAAAGCAGAACAAUCUAUUAUUGGUCUGCCCAAACAACAACAAUCAGUUGUUCAUAUCCCUCAAGAAAAACAAUCUAUAGUUGGCUUUCAUAAACAAGAUCUAUCAAUUGUUAGUACCUCCAAAGAGUCUCAAACAAGGAAACUUGAUAUUCCUGAGAGUCAUGAUGCACUUCGUAUGGAGGAAAAAGAAGCUAAGGAUGGAGAUUACACAUCUCAAAAUACUGAUGGGGAUAAGCUUCAUGCAAAGUCUGAUGUUGAUUUGCUACAACAACAUAAGGAAGAUUUCACUAAAGAAGCGCUGGAGAUAAUAACUAGCAACAAAAUCAAUGAUGAACACCUUGCAAUGGUUGAAGAUCAGAAAAGUAUAAGCCUGGAGGAAGAACAAUGGAUUGUUACUGAUGAAGGCAUUUCAGCGGCUGAGGUGAUGGAAACAGGCGAGGACAAAUCUUUGCAUCUUUCUGAAGAAGAGAGUUCAUGGGCUGAAGAUGAAGUAGGGAUAUCUGAGGAUGAAGAGCACUAUGAAGUUGAGGAGACGUCUGUGUCUCCUGAACAAGUUAUCCAAGAAUCACCACAGGAUGAAAUGGAUCCACAGGCACUACAGAGGAUGCUUCAAGAACUUGCUGCAAAAAAUUAUUUAAUGGGAUCCAAGUUUUUUGUUUUUCCAGAGGUAUUGAAAGCUGAUUCAACUAUUGCUCUCUAUUUUAAUCGUGAUCUAUCAGCUAUAGCCAAUGAGCCUGAUGUACUCAUCAAAGGAGCAUUCAAUGGGUGGAAGUGGAGGUUUUUCACUGAAAAAUUGCACAAGAGCGAACUGGGAGGGGACUGGUGGUCCUGCAAACUGUACAUUCCCAAGCAGGCAUACAGAUUUGAUUUUGUGUUCUUUAAUGGUCGCACAAUGUAUGAAAAUAAUGGCAAUAAAGAUUUUGUGAUACAAGUAGAAAGCACCAUGGAUGAACAUUCGUUUGCGGAUUUCUUGGUUGAAGAAAAGCAAAGAGAACUUGAGAGAUUUGCCACUGAAGAAGCUGAAAGGAAGAAACAGACUGAAGAGGAGAAGCAAAUAAAGGAAGAAAGGGCGGCACAUGAAGCAGCCACGGCACAAGCGAAGGCUGAGAUAGUGACAAAGAAGAAUAAAUUGCAGAAUGUAUUGGAUUCAGCCAAAGGAUCUGUUGAUAGUUUGUGGUACAUAGAACCUAUCACUACUAUGCAAGGGGCUACUGUCAGACUCUAUUACAACAGACACUCGAGACCCCUUGUUCACAGUGCUGAGAUCUGGAUGCAUGGGGGCUACAACAAUUGGAUUGAUGGACUCUCUUUGACUGAAAGACUUAUUCAUCAUGAUGACAAAGAUGGUGAUUGGUGGUAUGCAGAUGUUGUCUUACCUCAAAGAGCAUACGUGUUGGACUGGGUGUUUGCUGAUGGGCCGCCAGGGAAUGCAAGGAUUUAUGAUAACAAUGGCAGACAGGAUUUUCAUUCUAUCCUUCCCAAUAACAUGACUGAGGAAGAAUAUUGGGCAGAAGAAGAACAGAGGAUCUAUACAAGGCUUCGACAAGAGAGGAGAGAAAGGGAGGAGGCUAUUAAAAUGAAGGCUGAGAGAAGGGAAAAAUUGAAAGCUGAGAUGAAAGAAAAGACUAUGAGAAUGUUUCUGGUUUCUCAAAAGCACAUAGUUUAUACCGAACCACUUGAAAUACGUGCUGGAACCACUGUUGACGUUCUUUACAAUCCUUCGAAUACAGUGCUAAAGGGAAAGCCAGAGGUUUGGUUUCGUUGUUCUUUUAACCGUUGGAUGCAUCCAGGUGGUGUGUUGCCACCCCAGAAGAUGGUAAAAGCAGAACAUGGUUCACACCUAAAAGCAACAGUUAACGUUCCGCAGGACGCCUAUAUAAUGGACUUUGUUUUCUCGGAGUCAGAAGAAGGUGGAAUUUUCGACAAUAGGAAUGGGUUGGAUUAUCAUAUUCCUGUUUUUGGUGCAACUGCAAAGGAACCUCCUAUGCAUAUUGUCCACAUUGCUGUUGAGAUGGCUCCCAUAGCAAAGGUUGGAGGUCUUGGUGAUGUUGUUACGAGUCUUUCACGUGCUGUUCAAGAUUUAGGACACAAUGUUGAGGUUAUUCUUCCGAAGCACGAUUGCUUGAAUCUAAGCAGUGUGAGGAAUUUGCAUAUUCAUCAAAGUUUUUCUUGGGGCGGUUCUGAAAUAAAAGUAUGGCGUGGACAUGUCGAAGACCUCUGUGUUUACUUCUUGGAACCUCAAAAUGGGAUGUUUGGAGUCGGAUGUGUAUAUGGAAGGAAUGACGACCGUCGAUUUGGCUUCUUCUGUCAUUCUGCUCUAGAGUUUCUCCUCCAGAGUGGAUCUUCACCAAAUAUAAUACACUGCCAUGAUUGGUCAAGUGCUCCUACUGCUUGGUUAUACAAGGAAAACUAUGCGCAGUCCAGUUUGGCAAAUGCACGAGUCAUAUUUACGAUCCAUAAUCUUGAAUUUGGAGCACAUCAUAUUGGCAAAGCAAUGAAAUAUUGUGAUAAAGCCACAACUGUCUCUAACACAUAUUCAAGGGAAGUGUCAGGCCAUGGCGCCAUUGCUCCUCAUCUUGGAAAAUUCUACGGCAUUCUCAACGGAAUUGAUCCAGAUAUCUGGGAUCCAUACAGUGACAGCUUUAUCCCGGUCCAUUACACUCCCGAGAAUGUCGUCGAAGGCAAGGCUGCUGCAAAGAAGGCCUUGCAACAGAAACUUGGGUUACAGCAGAAUGAUGUGCCCAUUGUUGGGAUCAUCAGUCGCCUGACAGCCCAGAAGGGAAUUCACCUCAUCAAGCAUGCGAUGCGCCGAACACUCGAACGGAACGGACAGGUGGUUCUGCUUGGUUCUGCCCCAGACCCUCGGAUCCAAGGUGACUUUGCCAACUUGGCAAAUACUCUCCAGGGCGAAAACCAUGGUCGAGUGAAGAUGUGCUUGACCUACGAUGAGCCUCUUUCACAUCUGAUAUACGCUGGCUCUGACUUCAUUCUGGUUCCAUCCAUAUUUGAGCCUUGUGGCUUAACUCAGUUGGUCGCCAUGCGGUAUGGAGCCAUCCCUAUUGUCCGGAAAACUGGAGGGCUCUACGACACUGUCUUCGACGUGGACAAUGACAAGGAACGGGCUCGGGCUCGAGGCCUUGAGCCGAACGGGUUCAGCUUUGACGGAGCUGACAACAAUGGUGUCGACUAUGCUCUGAAUAGGGCGAUCUCUUCUUGGUUCGACGCCCGGAGCUGGUUCCAUUCCCUCUGCAAGAGGGUCAUGGAGCAGGACUGGUCAUGGAACCGGCCUGCCUUGGACUACAUCGAGCUCUACCGUUCGGCGUCCAAACUGUGAGAACCCAACCAAAUGGCGAUCGUGUGAUCACAACAAGGAAGGAGAUGGAGGCCCAGGGAAGCUAGGCAUGAGGAGGAAUCAAGGUGGAUGGAGGUCAAGGCAAUGGAGGAGUGCAGGUGGCAUAUGUGAGGGGGACAAGGUGGCGAUUGAAGAGGAGAAGUUGAGAGUUCCUAGAGAAGAAGUAUAAGGAAAAAAAAUGGAGCAAGAGUACAAGAUCAUGAUCAUGGAGUCAAUGUG